AUGUGGGUUGGCAAACCAAGCGAAGAAGAAGUAGAGGAAGAGGACUAUGGAGAUAAAAAUGAAGCUGAAGAAGAUGAUGAAGAUGGAGACAAGGGCGAAGAUGAAGCUAAAGAUGCAUAUGAAGCUGGGGAUGAAGAUGGGGAUGAGGAUGAGGAUGACGAUGGACAUGAAACUGCAGCUGGAGCUGGAUCUAAAGAAGAUGAAGAUGAAGGCUCCAAUAGUAAGGAAGAAAGUGAUGAAAGACAAGAUGGUAAGAAGAGGAGGAGAACAGAUGAAAGCCCAAUGGUUCGGAGGUCUGAGAGGAAAAAGGUUGAGGUAAAUUGGUCACCUUUUUUGAAAGAACCAAUACAAGGGAGAAUUACAAAAGAACAACAAAUAUAUGAAUAUUGCACUAGGCGGACCAAUCAAGCAGAGGGUGAAGAUAGGUGUGUCGUUGAGAUGUACGAUUACUACUUAACUAGGGCCGAAUGCCAAAGUCUUGGUCCUAAAAAAUGGAUAAGUACAGUGGUCAUGAGCAUGGUCGCAAAAGUGAUGGUUGGUGAGCAACUUCGUGAAGGGAAGGUACGGAGGUACAUAUUUGAUUCAGAAUUUAUGGCCACCCUAAGGGAUAAAAAGUUAAGAUGGUCUGUCUUUGAGGAUGCAAAGAUGCUCAUGCCCGAUCAACUUGGACAUAACCUUGGAAAUUGUGAUUACCUCUUCUUGCCCAUGCUUGUGUUCAAUCACUGGUUUUGUUAUUGUGUUGAUUUGAAAAAUGACAAAUUUUUCAUCCUUGAUUCAUUAGCUGGGAAGUUAUUUAAAGAGAAGAAGAUGAUGGCCGGAUUUAUGAGAACUAGCAUAAUUGAGUUGUUACAAGCAUGUGACCCGAAGAAAUAUGGAGAGGAUUUUCAGAUGGAGAUGAUAUUUGAAGAACUUCCCAAACAGAGUAAUGUAGAUGAUUGUGGGGUAUAUGUCAUAAAGUACUGUACAGAAUGGGAUGGUAGAAGAAGAAAAGGAGGACUGACCAUGGAGGACUUUUCAAACGAACAACUGAGACAGUUUAGGGUGAAUGUGGUGUGGUGGCUGGUAAAUCACAUGAGAAAUGAAGUAAGAAAUAAAGUAUUUGCCUCUGUCUCAGCAGCUAAUCGACCAAAGAGGGCAGGAAAGAAGUGUAGAUGA
Molecule: messenger RNA, 1155 nt
Organism: Prosopis cineraria
Lineage: Eukaryota; Viridiplantae; Streptophyta; Magnoliopsida; Fabales; Fabaceae
Product: ubiquitin-like-specific protease ESD4
Exons: 6
Coding region: 1-1155 (384 amino acids)
Biological process (GO): protein desumoylation
Cellular component (GO): nucleus
Molecular function (GO): deSUMOylase activity
Source: RefSeq, a predicted model, not a curated record